Aspergillus saccharolyticus JOP 1030-1 is the source of this 624-nucleotide messenger RNA. RefSeq lists its product as uncharacterized. Bases 1 to 624 code for a protein of 207 amino acids. The record is from RefSeq and is a predicted model, not a curated record. NCBI's taxonomy places the organism in Eukaryota, Fungi, Ascomycota, Eurotiomycetes, Eurotiales, Aspergillaceae. The transcript has 2 exons.
AUGCGCGGCUAUCAGUUCCGACGCAAUGCGGCAAUCAUUUCCGGGGGCCGGAGCGUGGUGGCGACGUACACCACCAGAGCCCAGCUGGUGGCAAACGGGCUGGACCAUCAACGACGGUCCCGCUCCGUGACUUGGAGACCAGGCGAUGUACUUCUGGAUGAACUGGACUUGGAUUUUGCCAAUAGCGACCCCCUGGAAUGGGUGCACACCGUGGCGAUCGUCGUAACGCAUCCGUAUGAGGAGUUGCUUGCCCGGCUCGCCGCAGCGAAGGCGAUGUUCGAUGCGCUUCCCCCCUUUUCCUUUCUCUGUUCAUUGGGAACCUAUGAUAUGGGAAUUUUCCCAGGUGUGCUCGAUCGGCACGGCCCAGCCCUCACGGAGCUGCAGCUUCACCAGCAGGAGCCCCGUUACUGGUCUGUGGAGCGUCGAGUACUAUCACAAGAAGGCCACAUUGCUCCGACGAUUCCUGCGGAGGUGAUUGCCACCAUGGCGACUCAGUGUCCUAUCCUGCACCGACGCCGAUCCCGCCGCGCACACUCAUCGCAUUGGAGUAGGAAGAUUUCCUCGACAAUGAUGGAACUCCUCUCGAUUUUUAUGCCCGGUGGCUUGCCCUCGACUGCGCCAUGA